AUGAUUUAUUCAUUCAACGGAUUUGUCACUUUUUGUAUCAUGAUGCUAACAAUCAAUAAACAGUUGUAUGAAUUAAAUGCUGCCUACUUGCCAAUGAAUUAUCGAUGGACAUUUGUACCAUACAUAAAUGAAGACAAUGAAAUUGUACCGCAACGUGUACUAUCACCUAUCUCUUCAUUGUCAGCAAUUCCUUCAAUGCAUAAACGAGGUCCAGAAUUGAUUAUACCAUUCAUUAGUGGUGGAACUCCAACAAAAAAAUCCGAAAUUGAAUAG
Molecule: messenger RNA, 273 nt
Organism: Schistosoma turkestanicum
Lineage: Eukaryota; Metazoa; Platyhelminthes; Trematoda; Strigeidida; Schistosomatidae
Source: the annotation of a GenBank genome assembly